CCUGCGUGAAAGUAGGAACGGUGGAGGAGUUUCGCUAUUCUGCUACUGUAAAAUCUUAGCGUAGUGAAUCUCUAGGAGAGAUACAGGGCAAUAACGGAGCCGAAUUCACGAGCGUUCCCCGAUAAUGCUAUUUUGAAAUGAUAGUGACUGAAUAAAGUUUUUCUACAUGAGAUGGACUAUUAGUACAGACAAAAGUUUUUAUUUGCCUAGGCUUUGAAGAGUUUGCGAGCAGCUACCUAACUAGCUAUGCUAACGUUAGCUAGCGAGCUAGAUACAACUGUAAACAUGGUUUAAAUUGGUUGCUCACUUGACGUUAUAUUGUAGUAAUUUUAAUUUAGUAUGAAUUAUUAUUUUAUGAAUGUGUGUCUGUCGUAGCUAAUAACGUAUUUAGGAUACAUUUAUGCUUGGAUUUAAACAGCCGCAGUGUGUACACAAAUCAAACAACUGCAGCAGAGCAGAUGAUGGAGGAGCUGUGGAGACGUGGCAUGCCCCUGUCAGAUCGAAUGGAAAAUGACUCCCCAGCCGAUAUGGCCCCAGGGUCCCCGACCACAGCGGCCCCGUUGGGCUCCAACGCCUCCUGGGUGCCAGACACCCCCCUGGUGACCCCUGAGGAACCAUACUUCCUCAUGACCUCCACUGCCCAGACCGUGUCAGGGUUCUUUGUCUGGACAGCCCUGCUAAUAACCUGCCACCAGAUCUACAUGCACCUGCGCUACUACAGCUCUCCCAAUGAGCAGAGGCACAUAGUUCGCAUCCUCUUCAUCGUUCCCAUCUACGCCUUUGACUCGUGGCUCAGCCUCCUCUUCUUCACUAACGAAGAGUACUACGUCUACUUUGACACGGUCCGCGACUGCUACGAAGCGUUUGUGAUCUACAACUUCCUCAGCCUGUGUUAUGAGUACCUUGGAGGGGAGAGCGCCAUCAUGGCUGAGAUCAGAGGAAAGCCCAUUGAGUCCAGCUGUGUGUACGGCACCUGCUGUCUCUGGGGAAGGACUUACUCCAUUGGGUUCCUCCGAUUCUGCAAACAGGCCACUCUACAGUUCUGUGUGGUGAAGCCUUUGAUGGCCAUGAUCACGGUCAUCCUGCAGGCCUUUGGGAAGUACAGAGAUGGAGACUUCAAUGUGGCCAGUGGGUACCUGUAUGUGACCAUCAUCUAUAACUUCUCUGUCAGCCUGUCUCUCUACGCCCUCUUUCUCUUCUACUUCGCCACCCGCAACCUGCUGGUCCCCUACAGCCCCAUGCUCAAGUUCCUCAUGGUCAAGUCUGUCAUCUUCCUCUCUUUCUGGCAGGGUAUGCUGCUGGCCAUCCUGGAGAAGUGUGGAGCCAUCCCUAAAAUCAACUCUCCCGAAGUGUCAGUGGGGGAGGGCACGGUCGCCGCCGGCUACCAGAACUUUAUCAUCUGCAUUGAGAUGUUCUUUGCCGCUGUGGCCCUGCGCCACGCCUUCACCUACAAGGUCUACAUGGACAAGAGGCUGGACUCCUACGGGUCCUUUCCUAUUUAUGGACAGUACGGUCGCUGCGCCCCAAUGAAGAGCAUCUCCAGCAGUCUGAAGGAGACCAUGAACCCCGGAGACAUGGUGCAGGACGCCAUCCACAACUUCUCCCCGGCCUACCAGCAGUACACACAGCAGUCCACCCUUGAGCAGCGUGGAGGGGCGCCGGUGUCUCGCAGCCACAGCAACCUCAGCACCCGCGACAACGAGAAGACCCUGCUGCUCAGCUCCGACGAUGAGUUCUGAGCCCCUCUACACACCGACCGGUGGUACUACUGGGGGGGAGACAGGAGGGGCUUUAUGGACUCUACUAUAGUGCCGUACCAAAUCGACAGGCUUGAGUCCUUUGGCUGAUCCACUUCAUUGCGUACAUGAACAUAGUACUCAUAUUCUCAGUCUUUAUUGACAAUACAAGCAACCUACUACAUAGAGGUCCAUUGCCACAUACCACUGCCAAUAUGGAUCAAUACAGAUACACACACAUACGUGCAUAGACCAUUCCCAGGUGUCUUCAGGCUGUGUGUUAACACUACAAAAGGCCUACCACACAGAGAAACACUCACCAACCUGCAUGCCAUUGACAUCAGUGCCAUUGAAAUAUUGUCAAUUAUACAGCAUCCCCCCUCACCCUCCUGCCAGCUCUGCUUCUUGCUGAAAUGUUGCCAAAUAGAGGGAGAUCCCGCUUAGUCAGCAGGACCCUCUCUAACUUAAGAUUUCAGAGUGACUUGGAUAAGACACUAAGGGACCCUGAAAUCACUGAAUAUUUUGAUGUUUAUUGACCUGAUGGUAUUCUUCUCAUUUUAAACUAAUCUAUUAUGAAGGGAGGUUAUUAUUAUAUGAUGUGUGUUAGUGUGUGUUGGCAGGAACAGGAAGGUACAGUGAGGAUAAUAUAAUUGGGGGGUUUUGGGGGUCAUUUGGGGUGUCUCCCAGGAAUGUUAUGGUUGUUGUUGGUGACGUAUUGAGGGAACAGCUGUUGACAGAGGUUUGGUGCGGAUUUCAGAUUAAAGAGGAAUGGGCUUCUUAGCAGAGCUGGACCCGGCCGCAGCAGACAGGAUUAGAAUCCCGUACUUGGGGCAUUAUGUGCGGCACAGAUCAGGCAUGUUUUACCAUCACGUUGGUCUGAAGGUCAUAUCGCGCCGAACUGUCUCAUCAAAGGAUGUCUAUUGAUAAUGUUUUUUGGACGAAAAUGAAAACGUAUCAGUUUGUCACUUUGACGAGGUUGGAGUAAUAACAUGUUCAACUACUUAAGACAUUGGCUCGAAUCUAUGUUGUGUCUUUAGAUUGAGAAAAAAAAUAAAAUAAUUUCACUGUUCUCAUCUCAAACCUCAGCCUGGUCUGUUUCGCAAGUGUUCCUGGAAGACUUCAAUGUUGCACAUCUGGGUUUAGAAACUCGGUAAAGUUGUCAAGGGUAUGGGGACCAAGCAAUUCUUCCCCCUGGUGGCAAGAGGCAGAGAGAUUUCCAGCCCAGCCUCUGGGAGGAGCUUGUUGAGCAGAAAUAGUUUAUUUGAAUACAUAGCCAAGCCUUGCCUAUGUAUAUCUUCAGCAUUAAUAUAGGUCAGUUAUGCCUGAAUAUACCUGCUUUCUUUAUCAUUGCUGUUUUCUUGUCUUGUUAGGGUUGCUAUGUUGCUGCUCAGUGUCACUAGCCUCAUAGAUUUUUUUCCUUUGAGAGGUCUUUUUGCUGAAUACAACAUACAAACAGAUAAUUUUGAAACGUUUUACUCAUAAAAAAACCCUCUCACUGAACUGUCAUUUCCAAAGCUGCAGUUUUACAGAAAAUGUAAAUAGGAACACUACCCAUAUUUGAAUACCUGAGUGAAGUGCUUUUCUACAGCAGGGGUUCUUAAACAUUUAUCUUGAAACCCAAAUUAGACAUUUUACCGUCCUCCAGUGACUCAAAUCUUCCUCUAACGACCCAAAUUCAGAAGAAAUAGUGUGUUAUUAUAGAUGUAUUCUCAUAACUCACGACCCAUCUCUCACAUGCCCAGGGUCCACUUCGGGUUAAAAAAUCCUGGUCUACAGGGUCCACUAAAUACAGUACUA
Messenger RNA from Salmo salar (Atlantic salmon), 3533 nucleotides. RefSeq names its product transmembrane protein 184B. The record is from RefSeq and is a predicted model, not a curated record. Lineage: Eukaryota; Metazoa; Chordata; Actinopteri; Salmoniformes; Salmonidae.